Molecule: messenger RNA, 822 nt
Organism: Symbiodinium pilosum
Lineage: Eukaryota; Dinophyceae; Suessiales; Symbiodiniaceae
Source: the annotation of a GenBank genome assembly
AUGCUUCGCAUAGAGCAGAUGUCAGGGCAGGAGCUGCUCGCAGUUAGCAUGGAGGAUAUCUCGGAUGUGCGAGAUUUGAAGGCGUCCCUACGAAGUCAACAUGGCUUCCCGAUGUGCAUGCAACAAUUGCUGCACAAUGGCAACAGUUUGGACAAUUCCACCAAGCUGGAUGCCCCAAUGGACCUACAACUAGUCCUGCUAAGCCCUGCGACUGACGUGUGGCAGCUUGAGGCUGCCAAGGAGCUUAGCGAAGCUUGCGUCAAAGGCAACCUGGAGAUUGCACGGAUGCUUUUGGAAGCUGGUGCCAACAAGGACUUUGAGAAUCGCGCGGGCUAUACAGCUCUCAUGCUUGCAGCGAGAGAUGGCAACGUGGAGAUCGCACGGUUUCUUUUGGACGCUGGUGCUGACAAGGACCUGCAAGGUGGCGGUGGCAACACAGCUCUCAUGGUCGCAGCUGAAAACGGCCGCGUGGAGAUCGCACGGCUGCUUUUGGAAGCCGGUGCCAACAAAGACCUGCAGAAUCACUCUGGCUUCACAGCUCUGAUGGCCACAGUUCGUCGUGGCCACACGGAGAUCGCACGGCUGCUUUUGGAAGCCGGUGCUGACACAGAGCUGCAGGAUCACAGUGACACCACAGUCCUCGCGCUCGCAGCUGAGUUUGGCCGCACCGAGAUGGUACGCCUGCUUUUGGAGGCUGAUGCUGACAAGGACCUGCAGAGACGCGGGGGCAAUACAGCACUGAAGAUUGCAGAACGGAAGCGCCACGCAGAGAUCGCACGGUUGCUUGUCGAAGCUGGUGCUGAAUGGGCCUCGCAGGGUUAA